This is a messenger RNA of Erpetoichthys calabaricus (reedfish), 1848 nucleotides long. It is a transcript of the gene usp18, whose product is annotated as ubiquitin specific peptidase 18. The transcript has 11 exons. Gene Ontology annotation, cellular component: cytosol; nucleus. The record is from RefSeq and is a predicted model, not a curated record. NCBI's taxonomy places the organism in Eukaryota, Metazoa, Chordata, Cladistia, Polypteriformes, Polypteridae. The coding region runs from base 322 to 1359 and encodes 345 amino acids. Gene Ontology annotation, molecular function: cysteine-type endopeptidase activity; cysteine-type deubiquitinase activity. Gene Ontology annotation, biological process: protein deubiquitination.
GCUACUGUACACUUACUGUACGCGUUUAUGUGCAUUCACAGGUCUCUAAUUUCCAUGAGAAGUUGAGAGACAAGACACACCUUUCAACAGAACGUCGCUAUCACGGAAAACUUCCAAGUCUUUUUGCCCGUCAGCUUUAAGUUUCAGAUGCAGAAUCGAAACCGAAAGUAUUCCAUUAGAUCGUCCCAAAGCCAGACGCUUGGUCGCCGGAGGAAGACGGCGAAGAGGUGAGGGGUCCCUGGCUGAUCAGGUGCCGCUGUGCCAAGGUGUAGCCUCACGGAAUGCUGACUGGUAGAAGAUGAAAUUGCCUUCAACACAAGGAUGUUGAAGUUUCUUUAUCGAUGGAUAUUUUCUUCUUCGUCAACGCAUCUGACCAUGGAUUAUCAUACAAUGUCAAUUUCAGGAAUAAUUGGUUUGCCAAACUAUGGACUUUCCUGUUGUGUGAACUCACUGCUGCAGUCAUUUUUUGCUACUCCUGAGUUGACGUCAUUACUAAACAAAUGCGUAGAAUUUGGAAAGAAAAUACCUGAAGAUAGGAAUGUACCUCUAAAUCUACUAAAGUUAACUGAAGACGUUCAGAACUGCAGAUCAGUUCACAGUGCUCAUCGCAAAUUAUUACAGUGUUUGGAUAAAAACCGUAUUACACAUUCUGUGCAGCAUGAUGCUGGUGAAAUCUUCCUUUCUUUUUUGCACCUUAUACACAAACAGACUGAGAGCCCAGAGCUGGCUGAGGAAAUUCUUCAGCUGUACAAAAUCACUGUAUUGGAUUAUCUGCAGUGUAACGUCUGCCAGAAUAUUAGCCAGAGCAACAGCUUCUUGUUAACUUUACUGCUGGACAUCCAGGGCCCCUCAGCUACCUUGGAGAAGUCUAUCAAAUUGUUUUUUGAUCCACAAGAAAUAUCUGGAAGGAGUCCACCUUUCUGUGAUUUUUGCAAAGAAAAAAGACCAGGCAAAAAGGGCUUAAAAUUGUUAUCGUUGCCAAAGAUUCUGUGCCUUCAAAUUAAAAGGGCCUACUUUGAAAGACACCGUGGACUUCCCAUCAAACUGAACUCUGAACUGGAAUUUUCAGAAAUGUUAGAUUUGCAGCAAAUCCUUCAUGUGGAUCAUCUGGCAGAAAGCUUUCAAAAGGAGAACUGCAAGUAUGGCUUAUAUGCUGUAAUAGUGCACUCUGGAUCUCCCAUAUGUGGGCACUACAUUGCUUAUAUAAAACUGGAUAAUGCCUGGUAUUGUGCUAACGACUCUUCUGUAUAUAAGGUUCCCUGGAAUGAAGUGGCAAAGACUUCUGGCUGUUCACCUAAAUCAUGUUAUGCAUUCAGAGAAACUGCCUAUAUGCUACUGUACAGAAGAAGUGACACCUGAGUCUACGUUAAAGAGUGCCUGCCUCCUAGAAGAAAAAGUGAAUUUGUGUUCCAUUGUAUUUAAGUUAUAAACUUUAAAUAAGUUGAAACAUUUACCAUUGUACUGGGGAUUACAGAAUCCUAACCACCUUUUUUCAAUUUUUAUAAUGUCCCACACCAGGAAAGACAUUAUAGUUACUACAGGAUCCCUUACAUGGCUUCUUCUUCCAGCUCUCAUAGGAAGAUCACUACUUAAUUAUAAUUUGAGAUCUAUGUAUCAAAGUAAUUGUUAAUUUAAAGCAAAUUUAAUGUUUAAUGAAAUGUGGUGAUUGUAAUUUUGGAAUAUUGUUGUUUUACUGCUUGCUUUUAAAUGCAGUUUGUCUGUGUUUAAUAUUCUUUAAUAUAAUUGGACAUAUUAAGAAAUGUGACAAGUAAAAUGUGUAGAAAAAUGGAAUACAAUUUUUUAAUUUAAUUGUAUUUUUGAUAUAUUAAAAUGGUAAAUGAAGAUGUA